This is a messenger RNA of Fusarium fujikuroi IMI 58289, 651 nucleotides long. RefSeq names its product probable GSP1-GTP-binding protein of the ras superfamily. The record is from RefSeq and is a predicted model, not a curated record. Lineage: Eukaryota; Fungi; Ascomycota; Sordariomycetes; Hypocreales; Nectriaceae. Bases 1 to 651 code for a protein of 216 amino acids. Gene Ontology annotation, cellular component: cytoplasm; nucleus. Gene Ontology annotation, molecular function: GTP binding; GTPase activity. The transcript has 5 exons. Gene Ontology annotation, biological process: ribosomal subunit export from nucleus; protein import into nucleus.
AUGGCUGAGCAGCAGACUCCUACCUUCAAGCUCGUGCUUGUCGGUGACGGUGGUACCGGAAAGACCACCUUCGUCAAGCGUCACUUGACUGGUGAAUUUGAGAAGAAGUACAUGGCCACCCUCGGUGUCGAGGUUCACCCUCUUGGCUUCACCACCAACUUCGGUCAGAUUCAGUUCGAUGUCUGGGAUACCGCCGGUCAAGAGAAGUUUGGCGGUCUCCGUGAUGGUUAUUACAUCAACGGCCAGUGCGGUAUCAUCAUGUUCGAUGUUACCUCCCGCAUUACCUACAAGAACGUCCCCAACUGGCACCGUGAUCUCGUCCGAGUUUGCGAGAACAUUCCCAUCGUUCUCUGCGGUAACAAGGUCGAUGUGAAGGAGCGCAAGGUCAAGGCCAAGACCAUCACUUUCCAUCGCAAGAAGAACCUCCAGUACUACGACAUCUCUGCCAAGUCCAACUACAACUUCGAGAAGCCUUUCCUCUGGCUCGCCCGCAAGCUUGUCGGAAACCCUCAGCUUGAGUUCGUUGCUGCUCCCGCUCUGGCUCCCCCUACUGCCCAGGUCGACGAGAAGCUCCUGGAGGAGUACCGCAAGGAGAUGGACGAGGCCGCCGCUAUGCCUCUGCCUGGUGAGCUUUCCGACGACGAUCUGUAA